ACAACAAUCUGUCAAACGGGAAAGCACGGACCGAUUUGACUUCGUGUCCACACAAAAAUCUGUCGGUGAAUUGUGUGUCGAAGGAAAACGGUGUAUUAAUUAAUUGUAUUCCAAAACCAGCACGAAAGCAUGGUUGAAUCAAAGGCAGAAAAGGCCGAGGUUGGCCGGGAAACUGUCGGCUCCGGCAAGGAGGACAUGGAACUGGGCGUACCAGUCGAAGCGCCAGUGAAAGUGUUUACGGUGGAAAUUCUCCGCCUAAUUAAGGACAUGCAGUUACAGCAUGGUCUUCGGCAUGGAGACUUUCAGCGCUACCGUGGCUACUGUUCCCGGCGCGUAAAGCGACUCCGCAAAACACUCAACCUACCUCAGGGAGAUCGGCGGCAUUACAAGAAGCGUAACGUUACGCUUGCCAACCUGGAAAAAACGGACUCCGACGAGCGGUUCCUGCACAUACCGCUUAUGUUGGCCGAACGUACGUGGUCGUACGCGAUGCAGCUACGCCAGGAAUCGAACACCGAACCGCGCAAACGGUUCCAUCUGAUUGAGAAGCUUCGCAAAUCGUGCGUGUACGCGCUGCAGCUGCAGGAUCUGUGCGCUUCGGAUCGUUGCGAUGCUCGUACGAAGCUGGAAGCGGAAGCUUACUCUGCCUGGAUCCAUGGUUCGUUGCAUUUUGAGCUGGCGCUGUGGAAAUCGGCUGCGGAAAACCUGAAGAAGGCUCAGGUGAUUUACGAAAAUCUCGCCCAAGCCAUGCCAGAGGAAGAGCAAACCAUUUACCGCGCGAAGGUGGAAGAACUGAAGCCAAGUCUGCGCUACUGUGCGUACAAUGUGGGCGAGAACGCGUCGGUCAACGAUUUGCUGGAGAUGCGCGGCCAGGCCGGGUUGCUGGGCAACCUAAGCCAUCUGGUGGCGCAGACGAAAGCCGAAAGCAUGGAAGCUUUCCAGAUGACGGAAUGGCGCGGACGCAGCGUUACGGUCCGACCGGAGAAGGUGCGACUGUUUCUGCUCAGCAUACAGGAGCUGAGCAAGAGCAUCGAAAAGGCAAAAGAUUUCCCGGCCAAGAUUGAGAUGCUGGAGAAUGUGUUGCUCGAUUGCAAGGAUGCGAUAGCCGCGAUCAAGGACGAGAUCAAACAGGAUCCCAAGUUGCGCCAGAACACGACCGAAGGGGGUUCGGGUGGACUGAUCGGAAUUCAGUAUCUGUUAGCAUACAUGUCGUACACCCGGUUAAAGCUAACACUCGAGCGCAAUCUGUUGCUGGUGGCGCAGGCUAAGCUAACACUCGACGAUCCGAACGUGCCGGAAAAGAGUCAACUCACCGGCGGAGGAAAGAAAACCAAGCCGCAGGAUCUUUCCCGGCUGUACGAGAUCAUACUGCAGAACGUGACCGAAAUGCAGCAACUGAGCGGGUUGGAAAGCGAAGCAUCGUAUCAGGCCGAAAUGGAGACGCUGUCACUUUCGUUCCGCGCCUUCCGUUGCUACUACAUCGCCAUCACGCUGGUCGCUAUGAAGCGCUGGCGGGAAGCGGUGGCUAUGUAUGAACGGUCGAAAAAGUACGCUAACGAAGCGGCCAACACCAAGACACCGUGCAAGGAUUUCGAUUUACGGCCCGAGCUAAAGCAGCUGGUCGCAACGAUCGAGGGCUGCAAAUUCUCUGCCCAUGCAUACAGCGUGCUGGAAGAUGACACCGCGGACGAUACGGUCCUGUUUGGCAAGAGUCAGAAAUCUUCCAAACCACUGUACGAGCGGCUUUCGCACUACAAGGAAGACGCGACACUAAACUCGCGCAACCCGAACGUGUUCAAGCUGAUCCCGGAGAUGGAACCGAUACCCGCCAAACCACUGUUCUUCGAUCUGGCCCUUAACUUUGUCGAUUUCCCAUCGCUAGACGAUAAGAUAGAACAAAAGGCGGCCGGCAAGGGUGCGACCGCUGGAAUGUCCGGCUUUGUGAAGGGACUGUUCGGUUGGGGUGGUGGCGGUGCCAGCAAGUAAACACGUUCCUGCCGAAGGAAGAACGAACAAUUGUACACCGCAAUAUCCCGCAAAGGUUGGAUAUGUUGCACCAUUACUUGUUUUUUAUUCCAGUUUUGUUUUUGCUUUCUUUUUUUAUUACCUAUCACCGACAAUCCAUGGGAGGAUGGUCGGUGACUAGCAUGUCUACUAUCAAUAAAUAACGCGAUCCGCAUAUUUCAA
Anopheles funestus (African malaria mosquito) is the source of this 2187-nucleotide messenger RNA. RefSeq names its product signal recognition particle subunit SRP68 (gene Srp68). The transcript is spliced from 2 exons. Gene Ontology annotation, cellular component: signal recognition particle, endoplasmic reticulum targeting. The record is from RefSeq and is a predicted model, not a curated record. Gene Ontology annotation, biological process: SRP-dependent cotranslational protein targeting to membrane. Lineage: Eukaryota; Metazoa; Arthropoda; Insecta; Diptera; Culicidae. Gene Ontology annotation, molecular function: 7S RNA binding; endoplasmic reticulum signal sequence receptor activity; signal recognition particle binding. Bases 130 to 1986 code for a protein of 618 amino acids.